AAAGAGCAAACCAAAAUGGAGGGCGGUUCGAUACUCCAUGCUUUCACUAACAUUUAUUUUGCUAUUUUUGCUUUGUUUUGCUUCAAGCUUUUAAUCAAGAUUUCCUUGGCUCUGCUGACCCAUUUCUAUAUUGUUAAAGGCAACAGAAAAGAGGCUGCCAGGAUAGCAGAAGAGAUCUAUGGAAUAGUCCCAGGCAGCUGGGCAGACCGAUCCCCUCUCCAUGAGGCUGCCUUCCAAGGACGCCUCCUCUCUUUGAAAACCUUGAUUGCCCAGGGUUUCAACGUGAACCUGGUGACAACAGACCGUGUGUCGGCUCUCCACGAGGCCUGCCUGGGUGGCCAUGUCGCCUGCGCAAAGGUGCUGCUGGAGAACGGUGCUCAGGUCAACGCAGUCACCAUUGAUGGGAUCACUCCUCUGUUUAACGCCUGCUGCAGUGGCAGCGUGGCCUGUGUCAACAUGCUGCUCGAAUUUGGAGCCAAACCACAGCUCAGAAACCACCUCGUCUCACCCAUUCAUGAAGCAGUCAAGAGAGGUCACAGGGAGUGCAUGGAGGUCCUUCUGGCCCAUGAGGUUGACAUUGACCAAGAAGAUCUGCAGCACGGGACCCCUCUCUACGUGGCUUGCAUGUACCAGAGAACAGACUGUGUCAAGAAGCUUUUGGAGCUAGGGGCCAACGUUAACAUGGGGAAGCUAUUAGACACCCCCCUUCACGCAGCAGCAAGAAAAUCCAGCGUGGAGGUAGUCGUCUUGUUGACAGACUAUGGUGCUAACCCAAAAUGCAGAAAUGCUGAACUCAAAUGUCCCCUGGAUCUUGCUGUACCCAACAGCAAAGUGGAGCAGGCGCUUCUGCUUCGGGAAGGUCCUGCUAGCCUUGCCCAGCUGUGCCGGUUGUGCAUCAGAAAGCAUCUGGGUCGGUCGUGCCUAUAUGCAGUCCACAAGCUGCACCUGCCUGAGCCACUUGAGAACUUUCUUCUUUAUAGAUAAGUCUGUGAUUAUCUUUACACAGGAAAAAGUAAGAGGAACAAAUGGUUUUUUACUCCAAAAAUAUUAUAUCAAAGAAAAAAAAUCAAAGACAUCAUUUACUGUCUACUGUGGAUACCAAACAUUAGUUGCUACGUGACAGUACAAAUUGAAAACAGCUUUUCACUGUGAAUGAUGUUAUAGAUACAGUUCCCCCAGUCUAUUUCCAAACCCACUUACACCAGCUGUAGUGUUGUACCAGUUGUAGUAUAUGGACAGCUCACUUGACAGGUGUUUGUAGAUGCACAUGCAACAUCCACCCACCCACAGACACAUAUAAAGAUUUCCCCUGCAUUUGGUGUUAAAUUUAUUCAUGUAGUAUCUCUGCAGCUUCUUCAUGCCUUGCCAUCUCUUUUCUGUAGUCUAGUGGAGUCGUAGAAACUUCCAGCAGGCUCUAAUGGUCCAGCCACUUUAUGUCCCCUCAUUCUGAGCUCCAUUGCACCCAAUCCUAACACAUCUUGUCCUCUGAAGUGAAAGUGAUGUUACCAAAGCAGGUGUAGGAUUUGGGAGUAAACCCACAAAAAUGUGUGAAAGUCUUAAAAAAAUCUUCAUCUCUUCUAAAAAAAUCCCUCCUAAGUUACAUAACCUGAGAUCUGGCUGUGUUCAUUACAUGAAUAAUUUUUCUUAUCUUAAUUCCAGGACAGAACUGCAAAUAUUUUCAUAGGCCCAGUAGUUCAGCUUUCAAUGUCUGUCCUUUGCAAGGUUUAAAGAAGGGCAAAGAAUGAGUUGCUGCUCUUCUGUGCUUUGCAUGCUUUGACCUUUCUCAAAAUACAUCCUCCGACUGUACAGCAGGAGAGAAGCAGAGCCCCUAAGGAUGAUUGUGCAUCACCCAAAUGUUCUCCUUGUUGGAUAUUGCUCACCGGGAGAAGUUUGCAGGCUUGUCUGCUCCCUUGUCCCCUACUCCAGAGGCUUUCAUUACAUCCCUCGGAGAAGGGUUUUUUAGUAUAUCCUGACUUUGCCCAUUGUGGGAUUCGUUUAAAGAUCAUCAGGGUUAUUAGCUUGGACACAGAAGAGCUAAAAAAUGUGCACCACUUUGAGCUGAGAAAUGUGGGGUCCAGUGGCUGGUGCAAUGCCUGCACGGCUCUGCAAAGGUUUGUUUAUUUUUCCUGUGGAGGUUGUGCUGAGGCAAGAAAUGUUUCUUCAGACCCCUGUUUUGGGAAACUUCUGCUAUGACACAAGGCAACGGUGUUUCUCUAGUUGUAGUAAAAUGAGAAGUAAGAGUUAAAAGGAGAGUCUGUCUCCAUUUAGCUCAACUUCACAGAUCCAAGAGGCUGGUGACACGUUUUCAGGCUAUGUGAUGUAGUGGUUUUGUUAUGAGCUAUGCAUGCUGCUACCAAUUUUCACUGCCCAUACAUCUUAAGUCAGGGGGAACUGGCCUGCUGGAGCCUGAACACGGGACUGCUUCCAUCAGUCUUUGAGCUCCUGUCCCUGGUCCAGCAGCAGCAGCCUCUCUGGUUCGAUGCUAAUCCCUUAAUUUCACCGUGACAGCUUCCCUCUCUGAGACAUAGGUCUAAUGUACUUUCUUAAGAUUAAUUCAGCACAAUAAGAUAAAUUGUGCUCCCAGCAGUUCAUGAGACUGGACCUGCAGUGUUAUAGCCAAAAAUGAAUGUAGUUUUCAGCCUGUGUUUGCACAUAUUGAAUGCUAUCUGACGGCAGGAGCUAUUGCCCAUAAAGUUGUCAGGGACAUGAAUGACCUUGUAUAGUACAGCACAUCAUGAAUCUCAGAGAUUUAAACUCUAUAUUCUCAAGAGCCUCUGAAAAUCAAAUACUAUCAAGCAAGAAAUGUCUAUAUCAAUCUGAUGUCAACAAAUCUCUCUCAGUCUUAUCUUUACUGCCAGCUCACCUGCUCUGUUUGUACGGGGGCAGGCAGAAUGCCAUCCACUAUCUUAAUAGGGAGAAAGAGCCUCAGCUGUGGGGGUUGUCAGACUUGCAUUGCAAUCCAGGAGCCAAGGCAAUUUAUGGGAUCUAUUUCAGAAUGUGUAAUGAUGAAUUGAUUUCCUAUUGCAAUCAUCGGUGAAAGCACUAUUUCACUUGCAUAGGAUUUUAAAUUGAAAAAAUGUAUCUCCAUUAAGGAAAUGCAAAGUCUAUGCAGCCUCUCAGAAAAGUUUAUGUUAAGAAGCAGCAGAAGUUGCCCUAUAUUUAUUGCUGAUAUUAGCUUCCCAUCAAAAAAUCACCUCACCUUUGCUUCCUCCUGGAGAGAGCAUUCUUCCUGAAGUUCUGUAUAUCAAAGAGUCUGGAGGGAAAAGAGUCUUAAUAAAUCAGAAGAGAAGCUCAGAAGUCCUGAUGGUAAGAAAUUUCAUUAGAAACUUUCUUGCUCUUAUCUCAAAAGAUUAAGUUACCCAUUUAACUUUCAUUGACUGUGCUUUGUGUUCUAACAAUGCACGGAAAUAUUACUGAGGAAAUAGCUGGAGAAGUUAUUUCAUUUUUUUCUUUGCAAAUAUGCUGUCUCAUAUGAGGAUAGGGAAAGACUGGUACAAUUUUCUAGGAGACUACUGAAUCUUGUCAGUGAUUUUUCAGCAUGAGUUUGAAAAGCAUCCGUCAGAUGUGGAUACAGCAGCUUUCCCCAGGCAGAAAAAGGGCUGACUAAGCUCACAAGAUCUCUUUCCUUCAAACAGGUGGCAUCUUCUCUGUCAUUCUAUGAUCAUUGACAGAAACCAGUUGUUUGGGUAAAAUAUGGGUUUCCCAGUAAAAAAGACAUUUUUCUGUGCUGCAAUGUCCGUUGCUAUACCAGAUCUGUAUGACUUCCAGCAACUGCCAGUACCAUCUGCUUCAGUGAGAAGUGCUGCGUGUCUCAACAGGAGUAAUUACACAAUAUCCUGGAUAUUGAAAAAAUUCUGAACUGCAAACAGUUACUGAUUCUGAAUGCAGACACUGACUUGCAGCAUAAAGUGUGAGCUUGGGCUGUGGAUGCUCACUAAGCAUAAAGUCCUUGGUCCUGGGAAUAUUUUGCAGAAGUGUCUUACAUUGGUUACUGAUGUACAGUGUAAAACCAAAAGACUUCCUUUUACCGUUCUCAAUCUGUUGAUUCAUGAGACAUCCAGUGUGGACUCUGAAAUGCCAGUGAUGAGGACCUCACAGAUCUCAGCCUAAUCAAAUAUUGACUUCAGGCUAUCAAUCAUUACUCAUUAUAUCUCUACCCUUGCUCAUAAUCCAAAGCAAAACAAAAUUAAAUGGGCCCUGUCUUUAUCAUUACUCUAAAGUAAGCAGUCUUCAUAUCUACAUUCUUUUUACCAGCAGAUGUAUUCCCAUGUCUCAAAACAUCUUUGCAAUCCUUUUUUUUAGUCCUGGCUGUACCUUUUCUCACACCACUAAGCUGCAUAUUCAUAGGCAUGUCUGUCUUGAUCAUCUUUCUCCUGGAUUCAUAUAUUUCUCCUGUAUCACUAAGAAAAUAAUUUUUAGUUUCCUCUUUGAGGAGUCUAACUCUUCAACAGUAGGCAUUUUAGCCAAGGUCAACCUGUCUCCUUGUUGUCUGUGUUAUUUUUCUUGCUCACCAGGCUGCUGUGUUGGGUUUCCCCCCUCCAAACCUGCAUAUCUCAGCCCUUCAAGCCCCAGGGGAGGGCACUGGUGUUUUGAGAGCCGUCACCCUAUGGCAUGUGUCCUGCUCACAGGCUUCUCAGCUGACUGCAUCCUUUAGGGAGAAAGGUUGUACUGGCCACCAUGUUCAUGCAGAGCUGGAGAAAGUAAUUUUGCUGUCUGGGCUAUCUCCAGUCACAGCACCUCUACUUGCUGACUGGCUGGCUGCACAUAGCUGGUUUUCUCUGUGUUUGAUCACAGCAGGAGACAUGCUGCUGUUGUUCACUGCUUGCACUAAUUUGUAAAGACAGUUGUGGCGAUGCUCAUCUUGCUCCCCCCUUGUUGCUAUCUCAAUGCCCUGGCCUAAAACCUGGCUCAACAGGCUUCCUUGGAACUUUAGAGGACUUUUUC
Messenger RNA from Calidris pugnax (ruff), 4944 nucleotides. RefSeq names its product ankyrin repeat and SOCS box containing 11, E3 ubiquitin protein ligase (gene ASB11). The record is from RefSeq and is a predicted model, not a curated record. Gene Ontology annotation, molecular function: protein binding. The coding region runs from base 16 to 984 and encodes 322 amino acids. NCBI's taxonomy places the organism in Eukaryota, Metazoa, Chordata, Aves, Charadriiformes, Scolopacidae. The transcript has 7 exons. Gene Ontology annotation, biological process: positive regulation of protein catabolic process; protein ubiquitination; intracellular signal transduction.